AUGCAGAAAGCCAAGGAGCUGCACCCGGACGUUCAGGACCCAAAUAUCAUAGACGAUGACAAGAGCGAGGAGGAAGGGGAGUGGGUGCAAGGAGGCGGCUGGAGAGCAUGGGUAGCCAGAACGGUGCGCGCCGAAGACAUAGCAAACCCCAGAAAUGAGGUUGACAGGCUUCGCGCCGAGCUCCGUGGAGACUUCAGAUCAGCGCUGCGCCACGCUUAUCUCGGCCCCAAGCUGAGCCUUGGCAGAGGGGAACUGCCAGAGGCGUUUGAGGCAGAAGAGCGCACAGUUCCCGGCCUGGGAGAUCUGCUGCACCUCGUCAGCGGCCGCACGCUGAUUGGCGUUGUGCGGGAGCGCAGCACCGACCGCCUCAAUGACAGCGCCAGCAGCGUGCAUGCACACCUUCAAGCCGCGCAGGAGCAGCGGCUCAAAGCGAUCGCCAACGCAUCUUCAUCCCUGCCAGGACAGCACAGCAGUAGCAUCGUCAGUAGAGGCGGCGGUGGCGGCGACGGCGGCAGCAGCAGCAGCAUAGGCUGCGGCAGUUCUGAUGGAGAGUAUGGGUCCUCUGAGAAGGCAGGCUGGGGGAGCUUGGCAUCAGAUGCGUCAGGUGCUGGGUGCUGCGAGGAUGACAGGAAGGGGCGGUUUGCAGAAGAGGAUGGCCAGUCUGGCAGCGACAGCUAUGAUGCAGGCACGGAUGUCAGGUGGCAGGACAGUGUGCAGGGGGAACAAAGGGACGGGCCUGCACCGCAGAUACUGGAUCUCAUAGUGCAGGACGAGCUCGUUGCUGUUGCAGUCAGGCAGCGAGGAUCAAGUGCAUGCAGCAUGUCAAGCAGUCAGCAAGCAGCAGACAUGAAAAGGGAAUCAGGUCAGUACACAGAGAAAGGCAAGAUUGCCGAAGAUAGUAUCAGCAUGUACACUGCGGAAGGGCAGCUGCUGUGCAUGCUGGAUGCUUGGCAGCUGCGCGGCGGCUGCCUGGAUGCCAGGGUGAACUUCAGAGUCAUCCGCUCUGCCACUCCGAGGGAAAAGGACGGUGGUGUGCCGCUGCAAGAGGGCAUGGAUGCCUCCGGCGGCCACAUGGCUGUUCCCUCCCAGGUCCCCUCUGCACGCGACUGGCGGAUACUAUUUUGA
This is a messenger RNA of Coccomyxa subellipsoidea C-169, 1125 nucleotides long. RefSeq lists its product as hypothetical. NCBI's taxonomy places the organism in Eukaryota, Viridiplantae, Chlorophyta, Trebouxiophyceae, Coccomyxaceae. Bases 1 to 1125 code for a protein of 374 amino acids. The transcript has 4 exons. The record is from RefSeq and is a predicted model, not a curated record.